UUUCAUUGGCUAGCUAUCUCUCUCUCUUUCUCUGAUUCCUUGCUUUCUUAACAAAAAAAAGUCUACUCAUUAAUUUCCUACUGCCGUUCCUUAUUUUCUCUCCACUUUCUUGCAGUUUCCCACUAACCAAACACAACCUCACUCUCAGCUACAAACAUUAUCACAUAGCCUCACUCUUUAUCUAUGCAAGCGCCCACAGGUCAGAGACAUCAAAUAUUCCAACUGGAAGAGUAAAUUUGAAAGUUUGCCGAGGGCAUUUUCGGGAGCCAAAAAACUAUAGCGGACAAUGUCUGUCCCACCGCGAGUCCGGUCGAUGGACAUCGCCGAAUCGGAGAACAAGGCGCCUCAAAAGCCGGUGAAGAAAGCUGAGAAACCGCGGCAGCAAGAUACUGAGUCUAAGGAUAAGAAACAUGGGAAAGUGGCGUCUGCUGUUUUGCGACAGAAGUCGAUGAAUGGGUCGUGCUCAUCGGACGUCUCGUCGGAUUCGACGCACAGCCGCGCAUCGUCGUCGUCCUCGCUUUCGUCACGGUCAUGGUCGAGCGGGAAAAUGGCAGUGGCGGCACGGAGGAAUGGAGUUGUAAGGAGAAAACAGUGUGAGGUGAAAAUUGGUAAGGAGGCGAAAACCGGCGGUGACGAUGACUGUUUGGCGGUGGAGAGUGGCAAUGUGGUUAGCGGAAAUAGUGGACCACUGGGUGCAGAUGAUUGCUUGGAAAUUAAGAAAAGGUGCGGUUGGGUUACUCCCAAUACUGAUCCAUGCUAUGCAACUUUUCAUGAUGCAGAAUGGGGAGUACAGGUGCAUGAUGACAAGAAGCUGUUUGAAUUGCUAUGCCUCUCAGGUGCUUUGGCUGAACUUACGUGGCCUGUCAUUCUUAACAGAAGGCCUAUAUUUAGGGAAGUGUUUUUGGGUUUUGACCCAAUUGCUGUUUCAAAAUUAAACGACAAAAAGAUAGCUGUGCCCGGAAGUCUUGCCAGCUCACUACUGUCAGAACUAAAGCUACGAUCCAUCAUUGAAAAUGCACGUCAAAUGUGCAAGGUCAUAGAUGAGUUUGGGUCAUUCGACAAAUAUAUCUGGAACUUUGUAAACCAAAAGCCUAUAGUUAAUCAAUUCCGACACUCCCGUCAAGUUCCAGUCAAGACCCCAAAAGCAGAGGCCAUAAGCAAAGAUCUAGUACGAAGAGGGUUUCGAAGUGUGGGGCCAACAGUCAUAUAUGCAUUCAUGCAAGUGGCUGGAUUGACAAAUGACCAUCUCGUCAGUUGCUUCAGAUUCCAGGAGUGUCUUACUGGGACUGAAGUAAGGGAACAGAAUGAGAGUCUUAAGCCCAAGACUGAAAAGAAAGAACCUGCGGAUCCAAUUGAUGUGGGAAUUCCAAGAGCUAUGGAUGUCUAUAGUUCCUCAAGAUAACUAGGUCUCUGUCAGUUAGCUGUUUUCUGUGCUGGGUGGUUUUUGUAUAAAUGGUUACCACUACUGCUGAAAGUUUCUGCAAGCCCUAUGUUUUGUUGGCAUGUAAUUACUUAUUUGAAACAUGACUGUAUUAUACAAGUAUUAUUUUCUUCAUUCAAGUGAAUAUGUCGAAAGAUGCUUCAAGAAAA
Messenger RNA from Hevea brasiliensis (rubber tree), 1590 nucleotides. RefSeq lists its product as uncharacterized. Bases 287 to 1402 code for a protein of 371 amino acids. NCBI's taxonomy places the organism in Eukaryota, Viridiplantae, Streptophyta, Magnoliopsida, Malpighiales, Euphorbiaceae. The transcript is spliced from 5 exons. Gene Ontology annotation, molecular function: DNA-3-methyladenine glycosylase activity. The record is from RefSeq and is a predicted model, not a curated record. Gene Ontology annotation, biological process: base-excision repair.